AUGACUGAGGUGGCAGAACACAUGUCUUGUAUCUACAAGGAUUCCACUGCAAUGCAUCAAUUAAGGAGAAAUUUCUGGAUCAUCUUAGCUGUGACCAUCAUCAUUGUCUCCUUGGUCCUAGGCUUCGUCCUGUACUACCUCUGUAGGUGGUUGAUUAGAAAAGAUAAGAAGUUAGAAAUUACCAAUAACUUGAAACAAAACCAAAGAGAUGAAGAAAAAAUGUAUGAGAAUGUUCAUAGUCAACUGUCAGUCCAAUUGCCACCAUUGCCACCUAGGCGUUUACUUUCUCCUGAAGAUGCAUCCCCACAGGAAGCCAUGAAUCAACUGCCAGCUACAUACUCAUCUCUAAAUAAAGUUAGAAAGAAGAAGAAAGUUUCCAUACCCAGCUAUUUUGAGCCUGAAGAUGAUUAUGAUGAUGUUGAAAUAUCUACAAACAUGGCAAACAAUCAUUCUGAAACAACCAUUUCUUCUUUUUCGCAAAUUGGAAAGGGUUCACACAACUUAUUUUAAAACAAUCAAGGGUUGAAUCUUAGCAGGUAUUCAUGUUCUGAAAUUUAUAAAACUCUGUUGAAAUAAGCUCUUCCUGAACUUUAGAUGAA
Molecule: messenger RNA, 599 nt
Organism: Sorex araneus (European shrew)
Lineage: Eukaryota; Metazoa; Chordata; Mammalia; Eulipotyphla; Soricidae
Gene: SCIMP
Product: SLP adaptor and CSK interacting membrane protein
Exons: 5
Coding region: 1-510 (169 amino acids)
Cellular component (GO): immunological synapse; membrane; tetraspanin-enriched microdomain
Source: RefSeq, a predicted model, not a curated record